Molecule: messenger RNA, 3435 nt
Organism: Sphenostylis stenocarpa
Lineage: Eukaryota; Viridiplantae; Streptophyta; Magnoliopsida; Fabales; Fabaceae
Source: the annotation of a GenBank genome assembly
AUGGGAAACAACUGCGUCGGGUCAAAAACCUCGGAAUAUGCACUGUUUUCCUGUGUCCUUCCGAGUUCAUUCUUGUGGCUUCAUUAUCAUCAAACGAGGGUGGUCACGGAAAUUUCUGAUGCACCUUCACUUGUGACUAAAAUUGAAGACACCAAUGCUCUAGAGAAUGUUCAAGCAAAGCCUCCACGAGUAGUGAAAAUUAACAAAGAGAUUAACAUGCCUUCAGAGCCUGCAAAUAAAAAAAUACUCCAUAAAGUCAAGAGGGUAGCAAUAGGGCUUCAAGAAGAGUCAAUUUUGAAGAGAAAAAGUGGUCACUUUAAGGAGUACUAUAAUUUGGGAGAAGAGCUUGGGAAGGGGCAAUAUGGAACAACAUUCCUUUGUACUGAGAAAGCAACUGGGAAAAAGUACGCUUGCAAAUCCAUUCCAAAAGUUAAACUGCUGAUAGAUGAAGACGUGGAAGAUGUGAGGAGGGAGAUUGAGAUAAUGCAUCACUUGGAGGGGUGUCCUAAUGUGAUAUCAAUUAAAGGGGCUUAUGAAGAUGGUGUUGCAGUUCAUGUUGUGAUGGAGUUAUGUGGAGGGGGUGAACUUUUUGAUAGGAUUAUGGAAAGGGGGCACUACACAGAGAGAAAAGCAGCUAAACUUGCAAGGACUAUAGUUAGUGUUAUAGAGGGUUGCCACUCCCUUGGGGUGAUGCAUCGUGAUCUUAAGCCUGAGAAUUUUCUUUUCGUAGAUGGGAAUGAAGAGUCCACACUUAAGGCCAUAGAUUUUGGAUUGUCUGUUUUCUUCAAACCAGGAGACGUUUUUAGGGACGUGGUUGGAAGUCCUUAUUAUAUCGCACCUGAAGUUCUACGAAGACAUUAUGGUCCAGAAGCUGAUGUGUGGAGUGCAGGUGUGAUCAUAUACACUCUUUUAUGCGGAACACCUCCAUUUUGGGGUGAAUCGGAGCAAGAGAUCUUUGAAGAAGUUUUGCAUGGUGACCUUGAUUUCUCUUCAGAUCCUUGGUCAAAUAUCUCUGAAAGUGCUAAAGACUUGGUUAGGAAGAUGCUUGUUAGAGAUCCUAGAAAACGGAUAACAGCACAUGAAGUUCUUCGUCACCCUUGGGUUCAAGUCGAUGGAGUUGCUCCAGGGAAGCCUCUUGAUUCUGCAGUUUUGAGUCGACUGAAGCAGUUUUCUGUAAUGAACAAGCUAAAGAAAAUGGCUCUUAAAGUUAUUGCAGAGAAUCUCUCGGAAGAAGAAAUUUCUGAACUGAAAGUAACGUUUAAGAUGAUAGACACAGACAACAGUGGUCAAAUUACUUUAGAAAAGCUCAAGACUGGAUUGGAAAUGCUUGGUAAUAAUCUCAGUGAAUCAGAAAUUUUGGAUCUAAUGCAAGCUGCAGAUGUUGAUCACAAUGGCACAAUUGACUAUAGAGAAUUCGUAGCUGCAACAUUGCAUAUAAACAAAAUUGACAGAGAAGAUCAUUUAGUUGCAGCUUUUUCAUUUUUUGAUAGAAAUGGAAGUGGCUACAUCACUCAAGAUGAGCUUCAAAAAGCUUGUGAAGAAUUUGGUAUGGAGAAUGUAUGCUUCGAAGAAAUUAUCCAAGAAGCUGAUCAGAAUAACGAUGGCAGAAUAGACUACAAUGAAUUCGUGGCUAUGAUGCUGAGAAGCAGUACAGAUUUAGGUAGAAACAGCAUAAAAGGUGGCACUGAUUUUAGCAUUGGAUUUAGGGAGGCACUAUCAGUGUGGUUUUUGACUCCUUUGUCUGCUUUCAAGAAUUCCGUAACCAUUCUGAUGAGGACAAUGGAAGAUGCACCGAACUCAAGUCAGUGCCUUUUAGGGCCUCAAUUUGUGGGGCUUCAAAAUCCAAUCAGACAUAUGAGGAAUGUUGUCACUACCCUUGUUACCUUCAUGGUUAGCUAUCAAAGGGAGAACAAAUUGGAUCGUGUGAAGUGUAACGAAACAAAGAAGGGAAAGGUUCACGUUGUGACUGCUCACGCGCGGUUGGUGGGAGGUGGUGGGGUACUUGUCAAGGUUGGCCUAAUGUGCCACCAAUCAAGUGAAUCUGAUCUGUGUAUUAAGUUUGCGAAGAGAGUGAGGGAAAUGAAGAAAUUAUUGUUGGAUUGGAUGCAGAAACUAAUCCUUACGCAACUCGCAAUGGAAUCUGAAAACGGGGUUGCUGUGGAGGAAGAGAAACGUGUUAUUGGAGUAACAACAAAGGUGGAGAAUAUAAAGAAAGAAGUUGAGAAGGACUACAAUGGUGCAGAAAUUCAGACAAAGAAUGAAGUAUCUAAACCCACAGUGGAAGCUAAAGGCCCCAUUUCUGCUGCAGUUGAAGCCUCAAAUAAAAAUUCAAAAGGCGCUAUCAAGGAAACUGGUGAUAGAGCAAGUGUUGCUUCCAAGAGCAACAAAUAUGCCAAAGAUAAGCAUAAGCCCAUUUUGAAGGAUCUAAGCUCAAUAUCUCAAAAACAAAGGCCAUCCCUUUCCCAAAGCCUUUCUUUCCCAUCCAAAUCAUCUGGUGAAGAUGCUAUGAAGAAAAGCAUUGAUGGGUAUCUUGUGAAGACAAAAGUUAAACACGUUCAAGGUAAUGGGAUUAGAGGUGAGGCCCCCAUUCGCCAUUUAAACAAAUCCACAAACUCUGGAGUGAACUCACUAGCAAAAAGCAACACUGGCAGACCUGGUUUGAAACGCUCUGCGUUUGGAAGGACUACCCCAGUUACUCCAGUCACCAAGAGCCAAAUUUCUGAGGCAUCGUUAUUCGCUGAUCAUGUGUCAAACACAGCAAAAACUGUAAAAGCAAACAAAGAUGAUGAUGAUUGUCACUCCACAACUUCAAGUGCUACUGCUCGUCUGAGAAGCAGCGGAAUAGGGUUUUCCUUUAGAUUGGAAGAAAGAGCUGAAAAGCGAAAGGAGUUUUUCUCAAAAUUGGAGGAAAAAAUUCUAGCCAAGGAAGCAGAGAAAACUAACCUACAAGCAAAAUCAAAGGAAAACCAAGAGGCAGAGAUCAAGCUAUUGAGGAAGAGCCUGACAUUCAAAGCCACUCCAAUGCCAAGUUUCUAUAAGGAACCCCCUCCAAAAGUUGAACUGAAGAAGAUACCAACAACACGUGCAAAAUCCCCAAAGCUUGGUAGGCACAAAGAACCUGCAAUGAACAACAAUUCAAGAGAAGAUAAGUCUUGCUCCAGUCCGAAACAACAGCAAAAUGAUUCAAACGAGGUUAAAGGUCACAAGGAUGUGAUUUCAAAGAAACCAAUCCGAAAAACCCAAUCCAAGCUGAAUUCUCAAGAAAAUAUAACCACAGAAAACAAAGAAGAAUGCCAAGUUCCACAUGAUAACAAGUCUGAAUGCAAAAAUGACAUGGAGUCACAAUCUGAAACAGUUCAUGCACCAAAUAGUGCACUGCUUCUAAAUUCGACCACACCUGAGUUUGUGUCAUAUGAGGUUGUUGUUGGAGUGUAG